AUGAAACUUGGUAGCCAAGGUUUAAAAGGUGUGACUGACAACAUUCGUCACUAUAGAGGUGGUGCUGUAGAUAUCCAUAAACAGAUUGGUAAAUUACCAAAACCAAAAGGUGGGUGGACCUUACCAGGACAUAAAUAUACCGGUCCCUAUAAUGAUCUUGAAAACCAAGUAAGAUAUGAUCCGGAAACUGGUGAAAUAUUAGAAAUUUAUGAUCAACCAACUGGGCCAACUGAUGCUGUGGCUAUGCAGCAUGAUGUUGAUUAUAGUGUUUGUGGUGAUGACCGAAAGUGUAAAAAUAAAGCUGAUAAAAAAAUGGUAAAAUCGUUG
This is a messenger RNA of Porites lobata, 327 nucleotides long. NCBI's taxonomy places the organism in Eukaryota, Metazoa, Cnidaria, Anthozoa, Scleractinia, Poritidae. The record is from the annotation of a GenBank genome assembly.